Molecule: messenger RNA, 1131 nt
Organism: Linum trigynum
Lineage: Eukaryota; Viridiplantae; Streptophyta; Magnoliopsida; Malpighiales; Linaceae
Source: the annotation of a GenBank genome assembly
AUGCUGGGUUCGAUGUCUUCUUCCGGAGACAUAUCGCUGGCCCUUAGGUCGGAGCUAUUCAACUCCAGAGCUACCCUUUCAGCCGCUUCGACGAGGCUGAACACUGCCAGAAGCAGAUGUGAUACUAACAGAAGAGGGUUUGCGAUGAAAGGAAUUGUGGCUCCUGGGGUUUCAGCAAAUGGGUCAGCUUCCUUGGCUACUGAGCUCGAGAAAGGAGUUGAGAGAUUGCCGUUCAAGCCAGAAGGCUAUAAUUAUUGGUCAUGGAGAGGUCACAAGAUACAUUAUGUAGUUGAAGGAGAAGGUCUUCCUAUUGUUCUAGUUCAUGGCUUUGGCGCUUCUGCUUUCCAUUGGAGAUAUAACAUACCCGAGUUGGCCAAAAAGUACAAGGUUUAUGCUGUGGAUUUGCUAGGUUUCGGAUGGAGCGACAAAGCACUUGUUGACUAUGACGCUAUGCUAUGGAGGGAUCAAAUAGUGGAUUUUAUGAAGCAGAUAGUGAAAGAGCCGGCAGUUUUAGUCGGGAACAGCCUUGGCGGAUUCACUGCUUUGGUUUCUGCAGUGGGGUUGCCUGACCAAGUUAUUGGGCUUGUACUGCUAAACUCAGCUGGACAGUUUGGAAAUCCGAAUGCAGAGGCCAAUAAGACCGAAGAGUCUGUUCUGCAAAAGUAUCUUUUGAAGCCAGUGAAGGAUGUUUUCCAGCGUAUAGUACUCGGUUUCUUGUUCUGGCAAGCAAAGCAACCAGCUCGUGUUGAAUCUGUCUUAAAGAGUGUUUAUAUGAAUAAAUCCAAUGUGGAUGACUAUCUUGUUGAAUCCAUCACUCGUCCAACUGCUGAUCCCAACGCUGGAGAAGUCUAUUACAGAUUAAUGACGGGAUUCAUGUUGAACCAAAGCACCUACACUUUAGACGGCGCUUUGAGCAACCUCAAAUGUCCCCUACUACUGCUGUGGGGAGACUUGGACCCAUGGGUGGGCCCUGCCAAGGCUAAUAGGAUCAAGGAGUUCUAUCCAAACACAACAGUUGUGAACUUGCAGGCUGGCCAUUGUCCACACGAUGAAGUCCCGGAGUUGGUUAAUCAAGCUCUAAUCGAAUGGUUGUCUUUUCUAAGACCAGAACCCUUCCAACAAGCACUGUAA